Messenger RNA from Necator americanus (New World hookworm), 1632 nucleotides. RefSeq lists its product as uncharacterized. The coding region runs from base 1 to 1632 and encodes 543 amino acids. Gene Ontology annotation, cellular component: cytosol. The transcript has 13 exons. The record is from RefSeq and is a predicted model, not a curated record. Gene Ontology annotation, biological process: phosphorylation; glycerol metabolic process. Gene Ontology annotation, molecular function: sedoheptulokinase activity. NCBI's taxonomy places the organism in Eukaryota, Metazoa, Nematoda, Chromadorea, Rhabditida, Ancylostomatidae.
AUGGGAUUCGAAGUUCUCUCCUACGUCAGCGAUCGAAGAUUAAAGACGCCGCCGAGUUUGCCAAGGAAAGUAAAACAAGGAAGCGCGCCGACCCGAUGGUCGGAUUUCUUCAUGAUGUCCUUCAAAGAAAAUUAUGAUGCUCUUCGUGUCCCACGUGAAAGGAGAAAGCACUGGGCUACUCUGGCACGCGAUCGGGACAAAUGGAAGAAUUGCUGGCGCCCUCUUAAACAGUUCGAAGAUCAACGGGAGUCAAGGAUUUCAGUGCGGAUUCAGUCACGAAUGAUGUGUUCAGUAGGGAUCGAUCUCGGGACUACAUCGAUUAAAGUAUGCGCUGUGCAAGGAACGAGAAUCCUCAUAGAGGACCAAGUACGACACAAUGCAAACAUCGAUGGACGUGUAGGAGUUCAGGAUGCUCGUAAAAUUAUCACUGAAGCAGAAAACUUGCUACGAGAUGUGGUGAGACGAAUGAAGAAAGAAUUUUCGAUGGAUAUCGAUCGAAUAGGAAUAUCUGGUCAACAACAUGGAUUAGUUUUAUGGACAUCGGAAUCAUUACGACGCGGUGUUCUUGACUGCUCUGAAUUGUAUAAUUGGAUGUAUCCUGGAGAUCCACCGGCUGCAGCUAAACUACCCAAGUCUAAAAGUAACUGUGUAUUCCCUGGAUACGGUAUGCGAACGCUUUGUGAGCUCGCAUCUUAUUCGACUUUUGAUCCGAAGAAACACUGGGAUCGUUGCGGUAAUAUUAUGGAUUACUUUGCCUGUUACUUAACGGGUAACGAUGAAGUGUUGAUGAGUGAACAUAACGCUUACGCAUGGGGAUACUCGAGUGGUCUGGAAUGGAAUGCGGAGAUCUUGCCUUUCACACCUAAAUGGAUCAAACUUCCACGCAUCGUGCAAACUUACGUGGGAAAGUUCACAAAAAUGGGAGACGCACGACUUGAAGGCCUCCAGAAUAUUCCAGUCGGUGUGGCACUGGCCGAUCUUCACGCGUCGAUCAUGUCCGUUCGAGGUCACUACACAGGAGCUGACCAUGCAUAUCUCAUCCUUGGCACUUCAAGUCAACUGUGCUUUGUGCUUCCGAAUACCGUCAAAUUGCCUCCGUUACCAGUGACAACGCAUAUCUUCACGUUCUCCGAUGAACUGACAUUGGUGGCGGCUGCGUCGAUGAAUGGCGGCAACGCUUUGGAUGCGUUCCUAUCGACUUUACGAAGAUGGUCUACAGACGCAACGGGUAUGAGCACCAGCUUGGAUAUAUCACGUAUUCUGGCGGAGGUUGAUCGAGCAUCCUCAUCAUUGAAGAAUACACCUCGGUCAAUUCCUCACAUAAAUUCAUUGUUUAUUCAUGAGCGAGGUUCCGAAGACAAAGGAGUAGAAAUACGAGGACUUAAAACAAAUACAUCUCUGAUUGAUAUGCUGAUAGGAGUAUGCCGUGGAGUGAUUCGAAAUCUAUUUAGUCUUGUGCCACCUGAACUGUUCAUCUCCUACGGUGUAAAGAAACUUUUUCUAGUUGGAAGUGCAAAACAGGACCGAUUUCUUGUACAUAUUAAGGAAUAUUUAAAAGAGCAUGGUGCUAAUCAUAUAGAUUUACAUUUAGCAGAAACUGACACAUCUGCUGCUUAUGGGAUUGCUUUGUAG